GCCGGGCAAAGUGCGACGCAGCGUCUCUCCUGCAGAGCGCAGAUGUGAGACCGCCGGUGACUUUCUGUAAGCGGACGUUGAUCUGCAUGUUUAAAAGUACUUAAGAUGACAUCGCUGGACCUUUACAGUAAGGGAGCAACUGUGUGGCUUCCUGACCCCGAUGCAGUUUGGGUGUCAGGCCUGCUGCUCCAGGACUACAGUCCUGUAGAGAAGCACCUCCUGCUAGAGCUCUCCGAUGGAAGGGAGGCCCGGUACCCGGUCGGUUCCCCCUCGGACCUCCCGCCGCUGGCGAACCCCGACAUCCUGGAGGGGGAGAACGAUCUGACGGCCCUGAGCUUCCUCCACGAACCCGCGGUGCUGCACAACCUGCGGGUUCGAUUCCUGGACUACAGCAGCAUCUACACGUACUGCGGCAUCGUGUUGGUGGCGAUCAACCCCUAUGAGCAGCUCCCCAUAUACGGAGAGGAGGUGAUCGACGCCUACAGCGGCCAGGACGCGGCCGACAUGGAGCCCCACAUCUUUUCUGUGGCAGAGGAGGCCUACCGCACAAUGACCAGGGAGGAGAACAACCAGUCGAUCAUCAUCAGUGGGGAGUCCGGCUCGGGGAAAACCGUCUCAGCCAAAUUCACCAUGAGAUACUUUGCUGUGGUUGGAGGAGCGUCGCAGCAGACCACCGUGGAGGAGAGAGUUCUGGCCUCCAACCCCAUCAUGGAGUCCAUCGGGAACGCUAAAACCACUCGCAACGACAACAGCAGCCGCUUCGGGAAGUACAUCGAGAUCGGCUUCGGCAGGAACGGGGACAUCAUUGGGGCAAACAUGAGGACGUAUCUGCUGGAGAAGUCUAGGGUGGUCUUCCAAGCGUCAGCUGAGAGGAACUACCACAUCUUCUACCAGCUGUGUGCCUCCAGAGCCUUGCCUGAAAUGAGAUCCCUAAAACUGGAUGCACCCGAGCGUUUCCGCUACACCAGCCGGGGAGGAGAGAUGCACAUCCCUGGUACCGAUGACCUGCUGGACCUGGAGCGCACGUGCAAUGCCCUCACCGUCCUGGGCGUGCUGCCCGACCAGCGGACAGAGCUCUUCAGGAUCCUGGCAGCUGUCCUGCACCUGGGAAACGUCGACAUCCAAGCCAGCGGGAGAACGUCUGAACGCAGUUACAUCGAUGCGGACGACCGAGCCCUGGCGGUCUUCUCCAAGCUGUUGGGCGUUGAAGGCCCCCAGGUGGCCCACUGGCUGUGUCAUCGCAGGCUGGCGGUCGGGGGAGAGGCGCUGGUCAAGCCCGUGUCCGGCCAGCAGGCCCUAGAAGCCCGGGACGCGCUGGCCAAACACAUCUACGGCCAGCUGUUCACCUGGACCGUCCGCAGGCUCAACUCGGCUCUGCGCGCACACAGGGAGCCGGCCAGGUCCUUCAUAGGGGUCCUAGACAUCUACGGGUUUGAGACCUUCGACCGCAACAGUUUCGAGCAGUUCUGCAUAAAUUAUGCAAAUGAGAAACUGCAACAGCAGUUCAACCGGCACGUGUUCCACUUGGAGCAGGAGGAGUACGUGCGGGAGGAGCUGUCCUGGAGCAGGAUCGAGUUCAGUGACAAUCAGCAGUGCCUCAAUCUGUUAGAGGGACAGCUGGGCGUGUUUGACCUGUUGGACGAGGAGUGCAGGAUGCCCAAAGGGUCAGACGAGAGCUGGGUGCUGAAGCUGUACGAUCAACACCUGAGCAGCAAGCGACACCCCCACUUCCAGAAACCUCGCAUGUCCAACGGCGCCUUCGUCAUCCUGCACUUUGCUGACGCGGUGCAAUAUGAAUGCGAUGGCUUUUUAGGCAAAAAUCGAGAUACGGUGUUCGAGGAGCUCGUUAACGUCCUCAAAGCAAGUCAGUCGGAGCUGGUGGCCGAGUUGUUCCAGCAGCAGGGAGACGCCUCCUCCGCGGCCGAGGACCGAAGCAUCGGCUCGGGGAGACGAGCCGCCAGGGAGCACAAGCUGACCGUGGGCUCCCAGUUCCGUCGGUCCUUGCAGAUGCUGAUGGACGCUCUGGACGGCACCACCCCUCACUACGUCCGCUGCAUUAAACCCAACGACCUGAAGGAAGCUUUCACGUUUGACCCCAGGAGGACGGUCCAGCAGCUGAGGGCUUGCGGGGUGCUGGAGACGAUCCGCAUCAGCGCUGCGGGUUUUCCAUCCAGGUGGACGUACGAGGAGUUCUUCAGCCGAUACCGCCUCCUGCUCCGAGGCCUGCGGGGUCAGGAGCACGCCGGGGCCUCGUGCAGACAAGCGCUGCCUGGGCUCAUCCCGGACCCGGACCAGUACUGCUUCGGAAAGACCAAAGUGUUCUUCCGGGCCGGUCAGGUGGCUCUCCUGGAGAGGCUGAGGGCCGAGAGGCUGCGCGUGGCCGCCGUGAUCGCCCAGAGCCGGGUCAGAGGGUGGCUGGCGCGGAUCCGACACUCGAGGAUCCGUCGGGCAACUGUGACCGUUCAGAGAUACUGCAGAGGAGCCGCGGCCAGACGACUUGCGUUGACUCUGCGCUACACAAAGGCUGCUUUAGUGAUCCAGAAGACCCACCGCAUGGUGGUGGUCCGGCAGAUGUUCCUCACACUCCGACAGGCCGCCGUCACCAUCCAGGCCUUCACCAGGGGCACGUCGGCCCGCUUCAGAUACAGACUGCUGGUGGCGGAGCGGGCCGCCGUGUUGCUUCAGGCGAGAGUGCGCGCGUGGCUGGCGAGGCGGACGUACAGGCGAGUACGCGCGGCGGUGGUCUUCACGCAGUGCUGCGCUCGCCGCCGGGCCGCGAGGAGAGCGCUGAUGAAGCUGAAGACGGAGGCCCGCUCGGUGGAGAAGUUCAGGGAGCUCAACAAGGGCAUGGAAGUCAAACUGAUGCAGCUGCAGCUGAGAGCGGACCAGGAGGCCAGGGAGGCUGCAGCCUUGAAAGAGACGCUGCACGCCGAGCGACAGGCCGCCAGCGCCGAGCUGGAGGCUUUGAGGGCAACCGUGCAGAAGCUCGGGAGCCAGAAACGGGAGAAGCCUCGGCCCUGCACCGUCACCAGCGAGAAGGAGGCGGAGGAAAGGAGGAGAGCUGAGGAGAAAGCUGCCCAGGAGAUCCUUCAACUGACACAGGAGUUGCAAGUCCUGCAGAGAGAAAAGGACGGUUUUGACAAAGAGAGAGAGGAUCUCUCCACUCGCUUGCUUGAGCAAGAAAAAGCACAAGAAGAGUGUGUGCACCGGGCUGUGACUCAGGAGACUGCAGCUCUGAGGACGGAGUUGGACGAGGAGAGGAGAAAGUACCAGGGCCUCCUGAGAGAGUUCACCAGACUGGAGCAAAGAUACGACAACCUGAGGGAGAUGAGUCUGCUCACCGAGCGCACUGCGGGCCACAGAAGGACGGACUCCACCUGCAGCCUGAGCUCGGAGCCUCCCUCCCCCACUCUGCUGUCUCCCCAGUUCCCCGGCCCACUGUCACCCUUCCGGUCUGCCUCCCCCGACCCGGAGGAGUUCCGCCGGGUCGGCGUGGCGCCUCCCUCCGCGCGGGGCGCCGGGACGCCGAUGGACCAGUUGAUGGAGACGACGGACGUGGCCAGAGACGUGAAGAUGAAAGGAGAGGACCUGGCACACGCGUACGACGCCGUGCGAGUGGCUAACAAGUUUCUGGAGAGCCAGCUGAGGGACCAGUGCGCCCAGAGGGAGGAGGAGCUGGAGGCUCUCAGGGGCCAGCUAGGUCGAGCGAUCGCUGCUUCUUGCCCCGCCGAGCAGCAACAGGAACUACUCGAGGCCAGAGAGCAGGAGUGCGUCAGGUUGAGGAGAGAGCUGAAGGAGCUCAGGAACACAGUCUCACUCAGACGACUCGUGCCACAAGGUGUCAACCCGGAGACGUCCUCCUGUCCCUCCCGGGCGACGCCAGCAACAGUCUCCGGUCUGCUGGAAUGUAGAAAGGGAGACGAUGCCAAGCUCCUCAAGAACCUCAUCACAGACCUCCGGGCUGACGGCGCCCUGCCUCUGCCUCCCGGUCUGCCCGCCAGCGUUCUCUUCCUGUGCGUUCGCCAGGCCGACUGCAGCGGAGAUCAGACGCACGCCCGCGCGCUCUGCGCCGCCGCCGUCACCGCCGUGAAGGCGGCUCUUAAGAAACAUAGUAGCGAUGUGGACAUGACGGCUCUGUGGCUGAAAAACGCCUGUCUGCUGCACGACCUGUUGACCCAGCAUUCCCCAAAACAGUCCCUUAACUCGGGCGAAGUGGUUCCACUGGCAUCCGACCUCGGAGACUCGAUGCGCGCCCUGAGUGACCUCCGUAUCCAGGCCUAUCAGCAGCUCCUUUCCGUCGCUGAAAGACGUCUGCAAAACAUCAUCGUCCCUGCUCUGUUGGAGAGCGAGAACAUCACAGGUCUGUCCGGCUCGGCGGGAAAGCCGGGGCCGUCCCGAAAGCGAGCGGGUUCGGACCCCCGGGCGGCGGCGGUGGGGGGCGACGCUCGCACCAUGUCGGCAGUGCUGAGGGAGCUGGGAGCCCUUCACGCUGCUUUGUCCCGCCAGGACCUGCCCCCGGCGCUGAUGGAGCAGGCCUUCAGCCAGCUGAGCUACCUCAUCUCCGCCUCCGCUUUCAACAGCCUCCUGCUGAGGAAAGACAUGUGCUGUUGGAGCCGUGGGAUGCAAAUACGCUACAACGUCAGCCUGCUGGAGGAGUGGCUGCGGGGCCGAGGCCUGCAGGCAGGGGGCGCUGCGGCCGCACUGGAGCACCUCAUCCAGGCGGUCCAGCUGCUGCAGGCCGGCAAGAAGAGCGAUCGGGACGCGCAGGCCCUCGUUCAGAGCUGCACCGCCCUGUCCAGCCAGCAGAUCGUGAAGAUUCUGACCCUCUACACUCCCCAGAGCGACCUCGAAGAAAGAGUCUCCCUGAAUUUCAUCCGUACCGUCCAGGGGCAUUUGAAAGGCCGCUCCGAGGGUCCGACCCCCCAGCUGCUCAUGGAUGUGAGGCGAGUGUUCCCGGUCACGUUUCCCUACUCGCCUCCCGCCGUCCUCCACGCAGAGCAGUUAGUCAUCCCAGAGUCCCUCAGGAUCUCCUUCCUCCGCAGAGUCUGAGCAGGAGACGCGUCGCCCCUCCGCAGCGGAGACGGGAUUCAUCAGAAGCAAUAAUAAACAGUUUUCUUUUUUCCUUCAUAUUUUUAUUGGAAGCAGAAACACAAUGAGACUGCAGUCACCUUUACCCCCCCCUCCCCUCCCCGAUAAGAACAACCAGAAUUAAAAAAAAAAAAAACGCAAAAAAUUAGAAACAUCUUGUGUAUAAAAAACAACUCUCAUGCGAGCACUUGGUACCACUACACAUCAUCAGUAAUACAUAUUUAUAUAUUCACAAACAUUUCAAAAAUAGAAAACAAUAAUGAAAUAUCAAAAUAAAAGGACAUCAAUUGGCAACUAACAUCAAA
Molecule: messenger RNA, 5393 nt
Organism: Gasterosteus aculeatus aculeatus (three-spined stickleback)
Lineage: Eukaryota; Metazoa; Chordata; Actinopteri; Perciformes; Gasterosteidae
Product: unconventional myosin-Va
Biological process (GO): actin filament organization
Cellular component (GO): actin cytoskeleton; membrane; myosin complex
Molecular function (GO): ATP binding; actin filament binding; microfilament motor activity
Source: RefSeq, a predicted model, not a curated record